UUCUCGGUUAUUUCUCCUCACUUUGCUUCGAUAAAACACCCAGAAUUCUGAAGGCAGAGAGCAAUACAAAUGGACUCAACAAACUCCAAAGCCUGUAUAGCCGUAUCUGCCCCUUCUCAAUCGUCUUCUAAACGACUCUUGUUCGACCGCCGCUACGGUUGGGUGUUUGAUGAAUGGAAGGACCCAUGUGAAGAAGCUCUUUCUGGAGGCCGAGGAAUGUUUUGCAUAUUGCCUAUAGGAAAAGCUCUCUUAAAGACAGCUUCACACUCGAUCAACCUUGCGGCAAGCUCUGUUGUUGAAGUCUAUGAGCGGCCAGAUCUUUUCUCUCCUGAGUCAAUGAAGUCUAGUUUCAGUGGUUGGCUUAACAACAUCUCAUCUUUUGUUCAUAAACCAGAAUUCAACCGUCUUGCUGUCAAAGGAAAUUCGAUGUCAGAUUCCAUCAUCUACUCUUCACAUAUGCAUAUUGACAAUAGACAGUAACAAAAGCCUUAAGUAUGAACAUCUGCCCUGUAUUUUUACUCAUAAAUGGCAAUCAGUGUUGCAGGUAUAUGUAGGGCAUGUAAAUUGUUUUUAUAGGCUGAAACACUGGAUGUUAUACCUUGAAACUGACUUGCUAGAGUAGUUCUUGAUGCUGGCAAUUAUUAAAUUUGUUCCUACUGUGGUUAUAAUCUUCAUAAUACAUUCUCUGAUUCUAUGAAGCAUUGAGAGUUUAGUGCUGGAAAGCACAAACCAUUGUAUGCGGAUUA
This is a messenger RNA of Mangifera indica (mango), 746 nucleotides long. RefSeq lists its product as uncharacterized. The transcript has 4 exons. The coding region runs from base 70 to 480 and encodes 136 amino acids. The record is from RefSeq and is a predicted model, not a curated record. NCBI's taxonomy places the organism in Eukaryota, Viridiplantae, Streptophyta, Magnoliopsida, Sapindales, Anacardiaceae.